UUUGCAGAACCCCCCCCCCCCACGGUGUCGCUCCGCGCCCGCCUCGCCGCCCUCGCCCUCGCCCUCUCCCCGUGGCGGCCUCCUACCUCAGCCGGCGCGCGCACGACCCCGGCGCGCCGGUGGUGCUGACCCCGCCGGCGAGAGAUCGCGCCGCCGGCGAGAAAGAGAAAUGAAAUACAACAGAGAGAUCGCGCCGCCGGCGAGAGAGAGAGAGAGAGCCAUGAGGAGCGGCGGCGACGUCAAGUCCUUCUUCCGGCAGCAGAAGGCCCACUCCGGCGCAGCGGCCGCCAAGCCCACCAGCGGCGUCUCCAAGAAGCAAGCGCACCACCACCACCAGAAGCAAGCGGCGGCGCGCCCGACGCCAGAUCACGGCGAUGGCGCCGACGCGAGGAGGGAGGAGGCGGAGAACGUGGAGAGGAAGGCCAGGGAGUUCGACAUGGACAUGCGCUAUGGGCCCUGCCUCACCCGCGCCCAGCGCUGGCAGCGCGCCGCCGCGCUGGGCCUCGCCCCGCCGCCGCACGCGCUCUGCUCCGACGACCAGCCGUGCCUCUGGGAGGGCCGCGUCUAGACUAGGGCAUCG
Molecule: messenger RNA, 580 nt
Organism: Aegilops tauschii subsp. strangulata
Lineage: Eukaryota; Viridiplantae; Streptophyta; Magnoliopsida; Poales; Poaceae
Biological process (GO): DNA-templated DNA replication; DNA synthesis involved in DNA repair
Cellular component (GO): delta DNA polymerase complex
Molecular function (GO): DNA-directed DNA polymerase activity
Source: RefSeq, a predicted model, not a curated record